CUUCAACUCAGAACACUAGCUGCUGAGACUGCAAGAAGAUGAUGGCACUAAACAGAGCUCUGAUUCUGGGGGUCCUUGCCCUGACCACGAUGAGCCCCUGUGGAAGUGAAGACAUUGUGGCUGACCAUGUUGCCUCCUAUGGCACAAAUGUCUACCAUUCUUAUGGACCCUCUGGCCAGUACACCCAUGAGUUUGAUGGAGACGAGGAAUUCUACGUGGAUCUGGAGAAGAAGGAAACAGUCUGGAAGCUGCCUGUGUUUAGCCAAUUCACAAGUUUUGACCCACAGAUUGCACUGAGAAACAUAAAUGUCGCAAAAUUCAACUUAGAUCUUCUGAUUAAAUACUCCAAUCAAACUGCUGCUACCAAUAAGGUUCCUGAGGUGACUGUGUUCCCCAAGUUUCCUGUGAUGCUGGGUGAGGCCAACAUCCUCAUCUGUCUUGUGGACAACAUCUUCCCUCCUGUGAUCAACAUUACAUGGUUGAAAAAUAAGCAACCAGUCAUGGAAGGUGUUGCUGAAACCAGCUUCCACCCCAAUAAUGAUCACUCCUUCUCUAAGAUGAGUUACCUCACCUUUCUCCCUUCUGCUGAUGAUAUUUAUGACUGCAAGAUAGAGCACUGGGGCCUGGAUGAGCCACUUCUGAAACACUGGGAAGCUGAGAUUCCAACUCCCAUGUCAGAGUUGACAGAAACUGUGGUCUGUGCUCUGGGAUUGGCUCUGGGCCUUGUGGGCAUCAUGGUGGGCACUGUCUUCAUUAUCCAAGGCCUGCGUUCAAGUGCCACCUCCAGACACCAAGGGCCUUUGUAAAUCACAUCAUGGAAGAAAAGGCCUGAUAAUCUCCAAGAGUGGAAGAGUGGAAACGCUAGAUGACCUAGUUCUACUUUAUUUUUCACUUCAAAAAAAGUAUUCAAAAAUACUUACUUAGCAUGUUUCCUUAGUUGCUUACUCCAACACCUCUUCUCUCAACUCUUCGGUAUUUAAAGUGCUCUAUUAGCCAAAAACUCACAUGAUCUUUAUAGUUUUCACCACCUCUUGAGUUUUUCACUCAUUUGUUACCUAUUAUAGAAUCACUUGGAUUUUCUACUGAACUCCCUAAUUCUACAUUUGCUAUGAUAUCUCCAUGGAAGCAA
Messenger RNA from Sorex araneus (European shrew), 1129 nucleotides. Its product is annotated as HLA class II histocompatibility antigen, DQ alpha 2 chain. The transcript is spliced from 5 exons. Gene Ontology annotation, cellular component: membrane; MHC class II protein complex. Gene Ontology annotation, biological process: peptide antigen assembly with MHC class II protein complex; positive regulation of T cell activation; immune response. The record is from RefSeq and is a predicted model, not a curated record. Lineage: Eukaryota; Metazoa; Chordata; Mammalia; Eulipotyphla; Soricidae. The coding region runs from base 39 to 806 and encodes 255 amino acids. Gene Ontology annotation, molecular function: MHC class II protein complex binding.